Acanthoscelides obtectus is the source of this 1960-nucleotide messenger RNA. The record is from the annotation of a GenBank genome assembly. Lineage: Eukaryota; Metazoa; Arthropoda; Insecta; Coleoptera; Chrysomelidae.
CAGCAAUGGCAGCCUUUACGACAGAUGAAUUUUAAUGACAGCGAACCACAGUAAUGUUUGAAAGCAGUGGAAGUCUGUCAUUGAUUUUUCUAAUUACUUUGGAUACUCUUCUUGUGGAAAAUACGUACAAAAUACUUAAUUGGAAUACUUAUAUUUUGAUACUACGAUUACUAGUGGUAAUACAUACAUUUUCUUACAAACUUUCCUUCCAACCUCAAAAUGUGGCACGAAGCCCGACGCCAAGAACGGAAAAUUCGAGGAAUGCUUGUCGAUUACAGGAGAAGGGCUGAAAGACGAAGAGAUUUCUACGAGAAAAUUAAAGCAGAUCCAACUCAGUUCCUGCAAGUCCAUGGUAGACAAUGCAAGAUUCAUCUGGACCCACAAGUAGCUGCUGCAGCAGAUAGUGCUGUAAUGAUGCCUUGGCAAGGAAAUAGUGAUACUUUAAUUGAUAGAUUUGAUGGACGAGCUCAUUUGGAUUAUAUUCCACCUUUAAAGAAAGAAGAAGAAACAGAACUUUCCCAAGAGGAAAGACAGCUGAACUAUGAACGAUACAGGAUUAUUGCUCAGAAUUCUUUCCUGGGAAUAAGCGAAGAGAAAUUUCUCAAGCAGUUACAGUUGGAAGAGCAGUUUGGGUACACAGAACAUCACCAAAAAGGGAAGAAAGAACAAAAAACUGGUGGGGUAGCCAUUGGAUUCAACUAUGAUGAAGGAACAGCCCCUGCUCCACUACCAGAACAGCCCGACUCGGAUCACGUCGCCGAAGAUUCCGAUUCGGACGCCGACUGCAGCGACCUAGACGUUGACCUCUCGGUGAACGUCAGCAAAAUGGACGCGGCACAAGCUCAUGAUAUGAACAAACAUGGCAGACAGUUUGGAAUGCACUCUAAUGAUUUCUACUCUUUUCUCACUGAUGAUAUGGAGGAGGCUGAAAACCGAAGGUUGGCUAGAGAAGAGGAACAGGAGAAAGCUUUGUAUGCUGGAAGAAAAUCUAGAAGGGAGAGGAGGUAUCAUAGAGAAAAGCGCCUGGCCAAUAGGGUACUGAGUCCACCAAGUUAUGCUGCUAGAGAAUCACCAACAAUACCAACGUCAUUACGAGAAUCUAAAUCUGCAUCAAGAUCUCCAUCUCCAGAUAAUGCAGGAAAAAUAACUUUCAUCACCAGUUUUGGGGGCGAAGAAGAAACUCCGUCCAGCAGCAAGCCAACCACUGCAACCUACGCGGAUAAAGUAAAAUCCAACCUAAAAGCAAGAAGUCGCAGUUCUGAGCGAGCAGUUUACAGACGUCGUAGUAGGUCAAGAUCGGACAGCAAGAGAAGGAGAAGUAGGUCUGGAAGCAGGAUAAGGUCCAGGAAGAGCAGGAGUAGAUCGGUAUCCAAGGGGAAACGGGCGAGAAGGUCGAAGUCUCCCUUUAGACGGAGGAGUAGAAGCGAUUCCAAUAGCAGUAGAAGCAGGUCGGUCAGUGUUGUGAAAAGGCGAUCGAGGAGUAGAUCGUAUUCUAGAGAUAGAAAAUUACAUUCCAAAUCUUCUCGAGGCAGCACUAAUCGUAACUACAAUCGUCAACCUCGUAGCUCCAGUGAUUCUAGUAGUUCUUCUAGCUCAUCGUCGAGAGCUACAAGCCCUCUUAAAAGAAAAUCUUAUAGCUCUUCGCCUGUAAAAGAAUCGCCCAACAAAUCCAGGCAGACACAACAAGAAGAUAAUAAGAUGGAGGUGGAUGAACCACCGAAGGUACUGCCGAGGUACUACGGGAGGAAGAGGAGCGACGUGAGUUCUUCAGAAGAUGAAGACGAUGAGGGAAAUCAGAGUAAUGGGGAACAACAAAAAGGACAAUCGGUUAAGAGUGAUAACUCGGUGAUGGGACAUGGUAAUAGUUCUGGCAUCGGAACCAAAGUCAAAAACCUCAGUAAAUAUGACCAUCAUAGAACGGUUGAAAAGAAAAAGACAGGCGUUGUUAAAUAGACAGUGU